AUGGACAGCAACUACGAGAUCCUCGAAUCGCUCAUCGCGUGGAUCGCCGGCGACGAGAGCGGCGGCGGCGACGUCGAGCGCUACCUCGCGAGCCCGCGCGUCGCGGCCCUCGCGCGCGUGCUCGACGUCGCCGGGCCGGCCCCGGCGAAGCGCCAGGCCCUCGCGGGGAACCAGCCGCUCCAGCUGCGGGGCCGGCCGCAGGCGCUCCAGCCGCGGACCGCGCGUUUGGUCGCGGCCUUAUCCGACGAGCUCCGCCUCGACGAGGAGGCGUGCCUCGAGCUCUUCGCCAAGGUCACGGACCGCGCGCGGCGCCGCGAGCUCGCGGAGCGCCUGGGCCUGGCCCGGGGCGGCGCGCUCGACGACGACGUCGCGGGCGCCGCGCGGCGGCUCUGGUACUUCGAAGCUCGCUGCGGUCUGCGGGCUCUGGGCGAGCUCGUCAAGGGCGCGCUCGACGGCCGCCUCCCCCGCGCGAAGAAGCGCAUACUCGGGGACGCCGCCGUCGCGUGCCUCCGCGCGGACGUGCCCGCGACGCUCCUCGCCGGCGUCAAGGCGCUGAGCGGCUCCGCGUGGGCGCAGCCGGCCGAGCGCGCGGCCGUCGCGGGCGCGCUCGCCGCGUCCGUCGCCGAGACCUGCUUCUUCGCUUUUUAUGAAGUACAAAUCCUCGACACGGAGGCCGCGCGGCUCUUCGAGGCCGCGCGCGACCUGUCCGCGGCCUUGGACGACGCGGGCCGGAAGGCCGGGACCCCUUCCUUACAUCCGCACGCGGCCAAGCUCCGCCGCUGCCGCGACGUGCUCCUCCUGGCGGCGGUCCAGGCCUUGGACGGGUCCGCGCGCUUCCGGGACCGCGGCGCCGCGGCGCCCUCGAGCUCUACGGCGCUCUUCCUCUACGGCGACGCGGCCGACGGCGAAGAACCCACAGAACCGAACGCGCUCCGCGCGGACGCGGGCGCCGCGCAGCGCUUCGUCGACGCCUGGCCCGCGCCGGAGGGGCUCGAGGGCCGCGGCGCGCGGGGCGUCGCGGCGCUGGCCGUCGCGCUGCUCAAGCGGCCGCGGUCGUGGGACGCCGCGGACCCGGCGUCGGAGCAGGAGCUCAGAAGGCGGCUCGGCGACGCGCUCGACGCGGGCGUCUGCCGGUUCCUCGUGCGGACCCACGGGCUGUUAAGAGGCGCGUUGCGGGACGGCGGCGGCGGCCGCGAGCCCGUGGUCUACCUGGUGGCGUUGGGCGAAUUGGCGAACGCGUUCGUCGAGGCCCUGCUCGACGUCGACGCCUUACCGGGCCCGCGCGGCGACGUCGAGGGCGUCCCGGACGGGCUCGAGGACGUGCUGGCGUUGGUCGUGGGCGUCGGCGAGCGCCUGCCCGCGUUCACGGAGAAGUUCUUCGGGUCUGUGAAUGGUGAUGUCACAGCGCUGGGCCACCUCGUCCGGCGCGUCGGCGACUGCGCGCGCCGCGACGACCUGGGCCGCGUGCCCUACCUCACGCUCCUCGGCGCCGUCGCGCGGGGCUCGCAUGAGACCGCCGACGCCGUCCGCGACUUUUUACGGGCGGGCGACCAGCCGGAAAACGAGUUCGCGGCCGUCGCGCCGAGCGGCGUCUUCGACGGGUCCGCGCCGCCGCCGGGCUACUCGCUCAAGAACUUCCUGGCGUUGGUGGACCGCUACGGCGAGAUGCUGCGGGCCAACGAGCUCGAGCGGUCCGGGGCGACGCCGCCGCCGCCGGGCGCGAUGCAGAAUUUGUAUCGUCCGUUCGACGCGCCGCGCGAGCCGCUCUGGUUGUCCGCGGCGGACGCGGACGCGCUCGUCGCCGUCGCCGACGUGCUCGCCAACUGCGCGCGGCCGUCGCCGGCCCACGUCGAGCGGCUCUGCGACGCGUGUGCUUCAUCUUCCCGCGGCGGCGACGCGCCGGGCCACCGCGACGCGGCGCGCGUCGCGGGGAGCUUGUUACGGCUCUACGCGCGCGAGUCCGACGCCGUGCCGCCGGACCUCAAGGCCGCCUUACUCCGCGCCGUCGUCGCGCUCUGCGCCUGCCCGAAGACGGCCGAGGUCGUCGCGAAGCUCGUCGUGGCCGCGCGCGUCGUCGAGUCGAAGGGCGUCGUGUUUUCCAAGCCGCCCCGGCUCCUCAAGCUGCCGCGGGCCAUGCUCGCGCAGGAGGCGCCGCCGCCGCCGCCGCCGCCCGCGCCGCCGAGCCCCUACGGCGCCGCCUUCGGCCAGGUCGCGGCCGCCGCGGCGCCGCCCGCGGCGCCGGCGCCCGUGUCCGCGGCCGCGGCGCUCUCGCAGCCGGGCGCGGUCAACCCGCUGGUCCAGCAGCUCGACGAGUGCUGCGGCGAGGGCGAGGGCGUCGCCGACCGCGACCUCCGCGGCGCGGAGACGCGGCUCCGGACCUACGGCGCGACGGGCGCCGUGCUCGCGCUGCUGGCGGCCGUGGAGCCGCAUCUCGACAGCGCCGCGCGCGUCGCCGCGGUCAAGUUCGCGGCGCGCGACGUGCUCCUGCGGUGUGCUGUGUGUGCGGAAGCAGCGCCACUCGCCUUCCGCUUCGACGACGAGCGCUGGCGCCUCGCGACGCGCGCGCUCGCGCUCUGCAGCGCCGUGCUCGGCCGCUACGCGCCGGGGUCCGCGGACUGGGCCGACGACUUCGACGGCGCGUCGCGGUCGCCGUCGCCGAGCGGCGGCUUCGCCGUGCUCUACGACGCGCUGGGCCCGGCCUGCGGCCUGCUGCGCGCCGUCGCGGGGUUGGCGGCGCGCGCGCGCGAGGCGGGCGGCGCGGACGACGGUCUCGCGGCCGACUUCGGCGGCGACGACGACGAUUUGUGCCGCGACGACGCCGUGCCGCCGCCCCUGGGCGCCGUGCAGCCCGGCGGGCGCCGCGCGGACGUCGACGACCGGUCGAAGCUGCGCCACGCGCUCGACGUCCGCGCGGUGAAACGCGCGCGGAACGCGGCGCUCGCCGGCGCGGGCGCGGCGUGGUGGCGGUCGCGGUGCGAGGCCGCGGCGCUCGAGCUUUUAGGGGCCGUCGCGGAGCGGGAGGCGGCCUUCGGGGCCGCGUGCCGCGACGCCGCGGCGGGCCGGUCGCCGGCGUCGCGCGCGCUCGUCGACGCGGCCGCGGCGCCGCCGCGGACGCUCGGCGAACUGCUCCUGUCGUCCGCGGGCGCGACCCAGGCGGCGCCGCGGGAGCUGCCCAAGGCCUUCGAGGCCAUGCAGACGUCGCCGGGCCCCGACGGCCUCCCGCACCCGUCCUUCGCGCUCGCGACGGCGGGCGAGAAGCCCGGCGGGCUCCGGGGGUUCCGCGACGACGAUUUGGCGUCCGUCCGCUACUUUGGGUGCGAGCCCCAGGGCCUGCUGUCGGAGCUCGCGGCGCGCGUCGCGCCCCGGGGCGCGCGCCACGCCGAGGCGACGUCCUGCCGCGCCGUGUUCCUCCUGAGCCACGUCGCCGCGACGUCGACGGACGGCGCGGAAAUCGACCGCCGGUCGACGGACGGCGCGCGGUUCCUGGCCGCGCUCGCGGCGUCGGAGCGCGGCCGCGAGCUCCGCGACGCCUUCGCCGCGCGCGUCGCCGCGCCCCUCGAGGGCGACGGCGACGACGACGACGCCUGGGGCGCGACGACGCCCGACGCCGACGGUUUAGCGGACCCGGCGCCGCCCGCGGCCGCCUCUUGGGCCGACGCGCGGUUCGGCGCGCUGGAGCUCCUCGCGGCGCCGGAGACGCGCGACCUCGCGGGCUGGCUCCUCAACGGCGGCGCGCUGUCCGCGGUCGUCGACCUGGCCCUGGCCUGCACGGCGCCGCUGGACAAGGGCCCGCGGCUCGCGGCGAGGGCCUGCGAGACGGGCGAGCGCGCGCUCGGGCUGUUGUUCGUCCUCGCGAAGCGGCGGGCGUCGCGGUCCGCGGUCGUCGACGCCGUGGCCGCCGGCGACGACGGGCGGGCCCUGACGACGCUCGUGGCGCGCGCCGCGGCGGCCGUCGCGGGCGACGCGGUCCCCGCGGCGUCCGCGCGGCUCGCGCGCGCGCUCUUGGACGUCGUCGCGGUGUGCGCGCACGCGUCCAAGCUCCCGGAGGGCGUCGCCGAGCGGAGCCGCGGCCGCUGCCGCGGCGCCGUCGACGCCUACUUCGGCGCGGCGCCGUCGAUCCUCGGGGCGCCCUUCCGCGUGGCCGCGCCGGAACCGGCGCGCCUCGACGACGUCUUCGACCGGGAUCCGUCCUUGCGGAAGCUCGCGCUCGCGCACGCGGCGAAGCCGACGUCGCGCCUCUACGCCGUGCUCGACGUCGUCGACGCCGCGGGCCUCGACGCGGCCGCGCGCAAGGCCCUGCCCGCGGACGUCGCGGAUCGGCUCGGCGCCUGGGCGGCGCACGCGAACGACGCCGCGGCGGCGGAGCGCGCGGCGCUGGACCUCGCGGACGCGGCCCAGCGUCUGGGCGUCGUCGCCGCGGGCUUCGCCUACGAGGCCGCCGUCGUGGAGACGACGCGCGACGCCGACCUGGGCCCCGUGCCCUACCUGACGGCCGGCGGCGACCCCUUCGGCGACGCGGCGCCGGCCGGCCUGGACGCGCCGCGCCGCGCGCUCGUCGCGCUCGUCGAGGCGGCGGCGGGUGCGCUGCAAACGUGCCCGCGGGGCGACGGCGCCGCCGCGGAGCCCCUCGCGCGCGGCCUCGCCGACGGCCUCGCGAACUUGAGGAGUUUGGGCGAGGUCGCGGAUCUCGACGCGUCGAAGCACGUCUCCGAGUUCGCCGCGCUCGUCGCCGCGGUCGGCGCGUCGCUGGAGCGCCGCCGCGACGCGACCACGGAGGUCUUCCGCGGCCACUGCUACGUCGCCCUGGCCCACGGCCUCGCGGCGCUCCGCCGGGGCGGCGCGGCGGGCGCCGUCUCCCACGGCACGUGGUCGCGCGUCUGCGUCGACGCCGCGGCGUCGUCGACGCCCUGGGCGCGCCUCGCCGCGUCGGCGGCGCUCGCCGAGGGCGCGCCCCAGUUCGCCCGCGGCGCCGCGGAGCGGUCCGACGGCCCGCCGGCGCUCUCCGCGGACGCCGUCGCGUCCGCGUUCGCGUCGUUGGAAGACGGCGGCCGCGACGCCGCGCUGGACGCGUCGACGCUGGAGACGGCCGCCGCCGCGCUGCUGCGUUUAGGCGCGGCGCGCCAGGACGUCGCGCUCCGGCUGGUGGAUGGUGGUGUAGUAGAAGCCCUGGCGCGCUGCGGCGCGUUCCGCGUCGCGGCCGGCGCGGCCGGCGACGCGCGCGCGCGCGGCACCGCGCUGAGCCUCGAGCUCCUGCGCGCGCUCCUGGCGCGAUUGCCGGAGCACGCGGCCCUCCGGGGCCAGGCCCGCGCCGUCGCGACCUUCGACGCGGCGUCGACGGCGUCGCUCGCGGCGCGAUAUCUCGACGCGCGGCGGCCGCCCGACGCGCUCGGUUCGCUGCGCGCGCGGUCCGCGCUCGUCGCCAUCCUCGCCGCGCUGGCCAGGCCCACGGUCGACGAGGACUACGUCUCCGGCAAGCGGCGCACCGACGACGACGACUACUGCGCGGGCCUCUGCUGGCACCUCGUCGCGGCGACGGCGGCGGAGGCGCCCGCGCCGGGCCUGGGCGAGGCGGCGGCGGCGCGCCGCGCGCGCGCGCUGGACCGGAGCGAGCGGUCCUGGCGCGCGCCGGCGCCGGACCUGGCGGACCCGGCCUGGUGGGCCCGCGUCGCGCCGGCGACGGCGCGCGAGCGGCGCCAGGCGGACGCGCGGUCGCGGGCGCCGGGCGGCGGCGCGCGCGCGUGGUCGGCCUUCGACGACCGCAAGCUCGCGGCGGCGGCGACGCUCUGGGCGCGCUGCGUCGACUUCGCGCGCGUCGCGCUCCGGGCGCGGCCCGACGACCCGCGGGCCGACGCCGCCGCGCUCGCGCGCCACGUCGCGGCCGCCGCCGCGGUGCUCGACUCGGGCCUCGGCGCCGGCGGCCCGCUCGCGGCGGCCGCGGGCCUCGCAAGCCCCCCCGGCAGGGGCAAGUAA
Molecule: messenger RNA, 5970 nt
Organism: Aureococcus anophagefferens
Lineage: Eukaryota; Pelagophyceae; Pelagomonadales; Pelagomonadaceae
Exons: 3
Coding region: 1-5970 (1989 amino acids)
Source: RefSeq, a predicted model, not a curated record